CCCAACGUUUUUCUUGCGCGCGUUUUUCAGACCCGCCCAAAAAGGGAGCGACGACGGUUUUUUGGGGGGGAGUGCCGGUUUUUCUUAUUCUUCUUUUUGCGGUCAAGUCCUUUGGGUGUGUUGUCGAUUGUCGCCUAUAUCUGAUAAUCGUCCGUGUGUGCUGGUGUGCGCGUGCCUGCCUGCAUUUUCGUGUGUCCGUUCGUGUGUUGAGUACCUACAGGCCGUCUGACUACAAUGAAAACAACGACAUGGACCAUUGGAGUCGCCUUCUUCGCUUCAAUAUCAAGAGUUGGUGCACAAUCGGUUGUGUUGGGUGGUGCGUGUGAUCCCGCGCAGGAUGUGUUUGGAUGUCAGGGGAAGAAUUACAUGGCUUGUGAUCCAACGUCAAAGCGUUGGAUUCUACAGAAUCUCUGUCCAACGGAUUGUUUGGGUAUUCCCUCCUUUGCCCAAAAUUGUGGAAGGAAUAGCCAUGGCAUCGAGGAACCCGGCACCAAUCCCAAUCCCUCCCCGACCACAACGACACCCACACCAACACCGACAACCACCACCACGAGACCAUCUACCCGUCCCGCAAGUAUAGUGCCCUCCAUACCUGUGUCAACUGUUCCUGUUUCCGUUUCCGUUUCCCCCAAUGUCACACCAGUUGUGGGCAUCGUCCCAACUCCUGCCAACACUCCAAAUCCACUUCCACCUGCCUCUUCUGCAUCUCCAGCAUCCAGCAGCACCAAAGCCCCCAUAUGGAUCUUAGGUCCCGCGCUUUUUGUUACCCUCGCCGUAGGCACACUUCUCGUCGUCGUUUACCGCCGUCGAAGAGCCAGAUUCCCAGAUCCAGAAACGCAAAUAAAGCCCCCCUUUACACCGACACUGGCUUCUGUCCUCGAGAAACGCUAUGUAGUCGUACAUCCGUAUGUACCGGCAGUGAAUGACGAGAUUGCAUUGAGUACCGGGGAUGUCGUGAGGCUCUUCCUACUGUUUGAUGACGGCUGGGCAAAGGGGGUUAAUGAAGCAACAGGUCAAACCGGCCUUUUGCCUUGUGCAUGUAUUGAGGAGCUAUCUCCGCCAUCGCAUUCGCCGUUGGCGGCAUCUCCGACAACGUAUUCUACUGCAUCAGUCUCUUCAAUCACCCCAGUCCUACCUUCCUCUUCCUCUUCGUCACCCCGGUAACCUUGGCCUGUAACCGUUGGAAUAUUGUGAUUUUUUUUAUAUACAUGUAGAUAGGUUGAGUUGAGUUGGUUUUGGGCGUGAACAUGUCCUUGGUUUUCUUUUAUUUUUUUUUUCUUUUGGGUCAUACUUUGUCAAUUGUGGUUGUUGUGUGUAUGUAUAUGUGUGUGUUUGAGUCAAAGGUUAAUGUAUACUAGGUGCAUCUCCCCUCCUCAUUCAUAUUGUUGGCCAACCUUCUAAAGUCAUGGCGUUGUCAGGUCCGCCCAACAAUCCUGAAAUACAUGUAUAUAAAUUGGAUUUCUAGUACAUAUAACCAACGAGUU
Messenger RNA from Spizellomyces punctatus DAOM BR117, 1484 nucleotides. RefSeq lists its product as uncharacterized. NCBI's taxonomy places the organism in Eukaryota, Fungi, Chytridiomycota, Chytridiomycetes, Spizellomycetales, Spizellomycetaceae. Gene Ontology annotation, molecular function: protein binding. The transcript has 5 exons. Bases 235 to 1164 code for a protein of 309 amino acids. The record is from RefSeq and is a predicted model, not a curated record.